UCUAAACAACACAUUCUAAAAGGUUCUUAUUAAACAAAACAUCUAUGGGAGGUGCUUAUUCUCAUUCCAAUCUGAGACCAUGGUUCUCAAAUGGAAAAGGGUGGCUUGCCAACUCCGGAUCGGGAGAGAGGUCCUGCCUCAUGUUUAAGUAUCUUGGGGUCUUGUUCACGACAGAGGGGGGAAGGGAGCGGGAGAUCACUAGGCGAAUUGGGAACCGGUCUGUUGUGGUGAAGAAGGAGCUGAGCCAGAAGACAAAGUUCUCGAUCUACAUCCUCAGCCUUGCCUAUGGUCAUGAGCUUUGGGCAAUGACUAAAAGAACAAGAUCACGGAUACAAGUGGCCAAAAUGAGUUUCCUCUGGAGGGUGGCUGGGCUCAGCCUUAGAUAUAGGAUGAAGAGCUUGGACAUUCAGGAGGGACUGAGUAGAGCUGCUGCUCCUCCGCAUCGAGAGGAGCCUGCUGAGGUGGUUUGGGCAUCUUGUCAGGAUGCCACCUGAGCACCUUCCUGAGGUGGUGUUUCGGGCGUGUCCUGCUGACAGGAGGCCCUUGGGUCGACCCAGGACAUGUUGAAGCAAGUCCAUCUCCAAUCUGGCCUGGGAACGCCUUGGGGUCCUGCCAGAGGAGCUGGUGGAGGUGGCCUGGGAGAGGGCUGUGUGGGAUGCCCUACUUGAGAUACUACUCCUGCAACCCAGAUAAGGAACAAACAAACAAAAAAGCUAUAAUUGAGGUCUAUUGAAAAGCUAGGUUGACUGCAGCAGCUUGGAAAAACCCAUUUUACUUGAUUUUAGAAUAUUUUUUCUGUGUCAAAAACAAAUUCUAAAGCCCUACAAAGCCAAAAUGAUUGGAGACAUGUUGUCUCAUCAACCUGAAAACAUUUAAUUUAUAUAUUUUAUUUCAUUUUUUUAUCAGGACAAUAUCUAUGUGAAAGACUAAUGGCAAAGUAAUACACAUAUACUAAUAAAUUCCAAAUCCAACAUGAUAAUGGUGCAGCCAUAUUGACCUUUGAAAUUUGGGAUUGUGAGGAUCCUGUAAGUUUUAAAGACAUCAUUCCAAAUUUUUGUUGUGUUGUAUAUUGUUAUUUUUUGCAUUGUUGGCUGUCUACACAGGUAAAAAAAAAAUUUGUUUAUUUUUUGUUCCGCUGGGGGGCAUGAUUGGUGCUCAGUAGAAACACGUGUGCGCAUGCGCAGUUGACUGACAGCCGUUGAAGCUGAAGACCGGUCGCUCAGAGCGUGGCGAGUUCAGUAGGAGAGACCUGAGUGAGAGGUGAACAGUUUUCUCCCCUGGGAGCCUUCACAAUGUUUAGCCCCGCUGCCCGUGGGUAGGUAACAUCUCCGACGGCUCGCUGAGCAAAUUAAAGACAUGGCAGCCUCUGAACUUUACUCCAAGAAUGCCCGUGUGUGGCUCCCAGAUGCAGCAGAAGUGUGGAAAUCAGCAGAGCUUCUCAAAGAUUACACUCCAGGUGACCUGACACUGUCUCUACAGCUGGAAGAUGGCACGAAAGUGCAACAUAAAAUUGACCCACAGACCAAGAACCUACCCCCUCUCAGAAACCCUGACAUCCUGGUGGGGGAAAAUGACCUCACAGCGCUCAGCUACCUUCAUGAGCCAGCAGUGCUGCACAACCUUAAAGUCCGCUUUACUGACUCCAGGCUGAUUUACACCUACUGUGGAAUUGUCCUGGUUGCCAUCAAUCCUUACGAGAGCCUGCCCAUCUACGAAGCUGACAUCAUCAAUGCAUACAGUGGGCAGAACAUGGGGGAUAUGGACCCCCACAUAUUCGCAGUAGCUGAGGAGGCGUACAUGCAGAUGGCCAGAGAUGAAAAAAAUCAAUCUAUCAUAGUAAGUGGUGAGUCUGGAGCUGGGAAAACGGUGUCAGCUAAGUACGCGAUGCGUUACUUUGCCACAGUCAGCAGCUCCUCUGGGGAAGCCAAUGUAGAGGAUCGAGUUCUCGCAUCCAAUCCCAUCAUGGAGGCCUUUGGGAAUGCCAAGACAACGAGGAAUGACAACAGCAGUCGCUUUGGGAAGUACAUAGAGAUUGGAUUUGACAAGAAGCUCUGUAUCAUUGGUGCCAACAUGAGAACUUACUUACUGGAAAAGUCCAGAGUUGUGUUUCAGGCCCAUGGAGAAAGAAACUACCAUAUAUUUUAUCAAUUGUGUGCCUCCUCUCAUCUACCAGAGUUCAAAGCCUUCAAGUUAGGUUGUGCAGAUGACUUCUGCUGCACCAACCAGGGUGAGAGUCUAGUCAUAGAUGGAGUUAAUGAUGCCAAAGACUUGUGCAGCACCAGGAGGGCAUUCACAAUAUUAGGAGUUGAUGAAAGUAACCAAAUGGACAUUUAUCAGAUUCUGUCAGCAGUUCUCCAUCUGAGCAAUGUGGAUGUGAAGGAGGAGUCUGCAGAUAGAUGCAGCGUUCUGCCAGACGAUGCCCACCUGGUCGUUUUCUGUGAGCUCGUGGGGGUGCCUUGUGGAGAAAUGGCACAUUGGUUAUGUCACAGGAAGCUCAAAACAGCCUCAGAAACCUUCGUUAAGUCUGUUUCCAAAAUAAAUGCGAUCCACGGCCGGGACGCUUUAGCCAAACACAUUUAUGCCAAACUCUUCAGCUGGAUUGUGAGCAGCAUUAACAGCGCCUUAAAGUCAUCAGAGAAGCAACACUCCUUUAUUGGUGUUCUUGACAUUUAUGGGUUUGAAACAUUUGACAUCAACAGCUUUGAACAGUUUUGUAUCAACUAUGCCAACGAGAAACUCCAGCAGCAGUUCAAUCUGCAUGUGUUCAAGUUGGAGCAGGAGGAGUACAUGAAAGAGGAGAUCCCUUGGACACUGAUUGACUUUUAUGACAACCAGCCUUGCAUCAACCUCAUCGAGGCCAGAAUGGGCAUCCUGGACCUUCUGGAUGAGGAGUGCAAAAUGCCCAAAGGGUCAGACGACACAUGGGCUCAGAAACUGUACAACACCCUGCUGAAGCAGAACGCUCACUUUGAUAAACCCAGGUUAUCAAACAGGGCCUUCAUCAUCCUCCACUUUGCUGACAAGGUGGAGUACCAGUGUGUGGGCUUCUUGGAGAAAAACAAGGACACAGUUAACGAGGAACAGAUCAAUGUGCUGAAAAAGAGCAAGUUUAAUUUGCUGCUAAAGCUGUGUGAGGAGGAAGACAAAGCAACAGCUUCUACCAGCAGGUUAUCCAGCAUCAUUGGAAAAGUUGGGCAGACUCUAAGGGAAACCAAGAAGACUGUUGGUAUGCAGUUUCGACAGUCACUUCAGUUACUGAUGGAUACACUUAAUGCUACAACACCUCACUACGUACGUUGCAUCAAACCAAAUGACCUUAAAGCCCCGUUCACCUUGGACCCUGUGAGGGCUGUGCAGCAGCUUCGUGCUUGUGGUGUCCUGGAAACGAUUCGGAUCUCAGCUGCAGGCUUCCCAUCUAGAUGGACCUAUCAGGAGUUCUUCAAUCGUUACCGUGUCCUCAUAAGACACAAAGAAAUGCUUCCUGACAGGAAACAAACCUGCAGAAAUCUCCUAGAGAAACUUAUAAAGAAUCAAGAGAAGUACCAGUUUGGCAAAAACAAGAUCUUCUUCAGGGCUGGUCAGGUGGCUUACUUAGAGAAGCUCCGCUCUGACAAAUUACGUUCAGCUUGUGUUCGCAUCCAGAAGACGAUCCGCUGCUGGCUCGCCCGCAGAAAGUAUCUAAGGAAGAGAGAAUGUGCCAUCAUCAUCCAGAAACAUGUUCGGGGUCAUCAAGCACGCAGGUACGCCAUGUUUGUGCGUCAGACCAGAGCAGCUGUUGUUAUUCAGCGUAAUGUUCGGAUGUGGGCGAGGAGGAGAAGUUUCCUGCAGCAGCGCUCUGCUGCUAUCACUAUCCAGUGUUCCUGGAGGACUCACAUGGCUAGAAAGCAGUACUAUAAGUUGCUGUACGAGCACAAAGCAGUGAUCAUUCAGAAGUGGGGGAGACGCUGGCUGGCCAAGCAUCGCUACAAACGUGCGCUAUCGGACAUCGUUCUGCUGCAGAGUUGUGUGCGCCGCAUGAGGGCCAGGAGAGAACUGAAGAAGCUGAAAGUGGAGGCACGCUCAGUGGAGCACUUCAAGAAACUCAAUGUAGGCAUGGAGAACAAGAUCAUGCAGCUGCAGCUCAAGAUAAACAAGCAGAGUAAAGACAACCAAGAGCUCAGUGAGAGGCUGAGUGUCCAGGAGAGGACCCACACCACUGAGACAGACAGACAGAGCAGAGAGAUAGAAAACCUACGCAGAUCGGAGCAGGAGGCCAGAACCAAAGCAGAGACGGUUCCCUCUCUGCUGGAACGGCUCUCCUUCCUUCAGCAUGAGCUGGAAAACACCCGCAGAGAGAAGGAGGACCUGGAGGAGCAGAUACAGAUUGACAAGGAGCAAACACAAUGGGUGAUAGAGGAGCUUAAUAUAAAGAACAACUUCCUUAGCAGCAACGUUGAUGAACUGAACCUAAAAGUCUCUGAACAAGCUCAGCAGUUAGCAGAUAUUAAAUCCAGCUCUGAGAGCAGCGGACAGCUGGAGAAGGAGCUGACUGAGGAGCGUUCUCGCUACCAAAGCCUGCUGAGUGAACACCUGCAACUAGAGGAACGACUCAAAGACCUGAAAGAAGAGAUGAGUCUCAAUAUUGAUUCAAACAAAUCUAGUCACAAACGGACAGACUCCAACUACAGCAGUAACUAUUCUGAGUUUUCUCAGAGUUUAAUCUCUGCUGAAGGAGAGGACAGUUCCAUUCAAACAGAGGAUGAAAGCAUGUCUAAAGUGGACCUGCCAAUCCUCCUCAAGCUUCAGAGAAGGGUAAAGGAACUAGAGGAGGAAAAUCGAUCACUUUGGCAGCAGCUGGAUAAAAGAGAAGAAGCUCAACAGGAAAAGGAGGUGGAGGAGCAAAAAACUGUUGGCACAACAGAACUGGACUUAGAAAAGAUAAAGCGACACGAACUUGAGUCUGAGAACAAGAAACUGAAACAGGAUCUAAAUGAGCUUCGAAAGUCCCUCACCAGUGAGACCAGGGAGUUAGCACCUCCUGCUCCUGGUUCAGCGCCCUACAACCUUUUACUAGAGCAGCUCAAUUCCUCCAAUGAGGAGCUGGAGAUGAGAAAAGAGGAGGUGCUGCUCCUCCGCUCACACAUGGUCCGUCAAGAAGCUCUAAAACACAGGGAUUCUGUAUUUAGAGAAGGUGUGAAGUUGGAACUGAAUGAAAUUCCUUCAUUGCAGGAUCAUGAAAGGUCCUCUAACAUUCAUACACUGAAUGAAGAUGGAGAGCUGUGGUUGGCUUAUGAGGGUUUGAAAGAGACAAACAGACUUCUGGAGUGUCAGAUGCAGGAGCAGGAGCGUCUUCACAAUGAAUCAAACGGGAAGCUUGUGGAGGAGAUGAACAAACUGAGGGCUGAGAAGGAGCAGCAGCAGAAGCUGUUGGAUCAAAGCCUCCUUCUGCCCGAGGACGCCCGGGUCGAUGCAGCCCUGAAGCACGAGAUCACACGUCUCACCUCUGAGAACCUGGAACGAAUGGAGCAACAGGAACAUCAGGACAAAAUCGUACGCAAAUUAAAAAAACAGCUUAAAUUGUACAUGAAGAAGGUGGAAGAAUAUGAAGCGAGUUCUCAGCAGAUGAAUACUUCCUCUGUGAUGAGCACUCCCAUCAGGCCGGUGAACAUUCCCCGUAAGGAGAAGGAGUUCCAGGGUAUGUUGGAGUUCAAGGAAGGAGACACAACCCGCUUGUUCAAGAAUCUGAUCAUAGAUCUGAAGCCUCGUGGUGCAGCAGUCAACUUUACCCCAGGGCUUCCUGCCUACAUCCUCUUCAUGUGCCUCCGUUAUGUAGACAAUGUGAAUGACGACAAGAGAGUCAUCUCUCUCCUGAACUCCACCAUCAGCAGCAUCAAAGGGGUCAUAAAGAGGAAAGGAAACGAUUUGGAGGUGGUUUCAUUCUGGCUGGCUAACACAUGCAGGUUGAUGCACUGUCUGAAGCAGUACAGUGGAUUAGAGGUCUUUGUGACACAAAAUACAGCUAAGCAGAAUGAGCAGUGCCUGGUUAACUUUGAGCUGUCAGAGUACCAUCAGGUUUUGGGAGAUUUGGCCAUCCAGAUUUACCGUCAGCUCAUCAAAUGCAUGGAGAACAUCAUCCUGCCCAUCAUUGUGGCAGGCAUGCUGGAGCACGAGACGAUACAAGGAGUUCUAGGGUCCAAACCCACAGGCCUGAGGAAGAGGAGCUCCAGUUUCCACGAGGAGGCCGUGACUGUGGAGGUCCUCCUGCAGCGCCUGACCUUCUUUCACACCACCAUGAGUCAACACGGGAUGGACUCGGACCUCAUCAAACAGGUGGUCAAGCAGCAGUAUUACAUCAUCUGUGCUGUCACUUUGAACCACCUGCUGCUGCGGAAGGACAUGUGCUCGUGGAGUAAAGGCCUACAGAUCAGGUACAAUGUUUGGCAGCUGGAGGAAUGGCUGACGGAGCGGGAGCUGAGUAAUUGUGGUGCAAAGGAGACUUUGGAGCCUCUGAUUGAGGCUGCUCAGCUUCUACAGAUCAAGAAAAAGACUGAUGCAGACGCCCAAGCCAUCUGCAGCAUGUGCACUGCCCUCACCACAGCACAGAUUAUUAAAAUCUUGACCUUGUACACGCCGGUGAUUGAGUUUGAAGAGCGGGUCUCCACCACCUUCAUCGCAACUAUUAAAAGUCUGUUAAAAGACAAGAACACGUCUUCCACCUUAACAAUGGACGCCAAGAAAAUCUUCUCGGUUGUGUUCCCAUUCACGCCUUCCUCCGUCGCUCUGGAGACCCUUCAGAUCCCCGCUAGCCUUAAUCUGGGAUUCCUUACACGCAUCUAGGUCAAACUUUUGAAGACUGCACUUUGAGAUGUCUGCUGUUUACCAGAAAGACCAAAGACAAAGUUUUAUUUCAACCAAGUUUGUAUCUGCAAGAAUAUGUCAAUGAUGAAUUAGUGCCACGAAACUCAACUAGGUUAUUUUAUGAAUCUGUUUUUUUUCUCCCUUAUUAUAUUUACAAAUGUUACACCAAAGAGAAAAUUGUUUAUGGUCUCUCAGAGGUCAUCUCUUGAACAGUUAUUGCUGUCAGUUUUGAACAUUGUUAUGCAGACAGUGCCUUAACGUAGGUGAGGGUCCGGAUUGUGACAUUUCACAUAUUGAUAUGUUAAAUAUGUCAAUGUCAGCAGAUAAUCGAGGUGUUUUCAUGUCUAAAACUCAUAAAAUGGGCAAAUAUGUGCAAUAUUAAAAUGUCAGUGCCAUUUAUGUAAAUUCUAAGAAUCUUGCACUUUUGUAUUCAUUCCAUAAAAAUGUUUAACUGCUCUAGUUAAGGUAUUUGUUCCAGAACAAGCAGAAGGAAACAAAAUAAAGAUAGAUUUGCAUUUAAGUAGUCAUGUUGUUGUGGGUCAGAGUAAAAGACUAGUUCUCUAAUAAGAUAGAAUUAUUUUGUAUUUUCAUUGUCUAAUAUAAUAUUGAGAAAUAAAUGUUUAUCUACUCAUAAGCGAA
This is a messenger RNA of Nothobranchius furzeri (turquoise killifish), 7476 nucleotides long. RefSeq names its product unconventional myosin-Va. Gene Ontology annotation, biological process: vesicle transport along actin filament; actin filament organization. Gene Ontology annotation, cellular component: myosin complex; cytoplasm; vesicle. The record is from RefSeq and is a predicted model, not a curated record. Gene Ontology annotation, molecular function: ATP binding; microfilament motor activity; actin filament binding. NCBI's taxonomy places the organism in Eukaryota, Metazoa, Chordata, Actinopteri, Cyprinodontiformes, Nothobranchiidae.